Molecule: messenger RNA, 2080 nt
Organism: Theobroma cacao (cacao)
Lineage: Eukaryota; Viridiplantae; Streptophyta; Magnoliopsida; Malvales; Malvaceae
Product: Protein phosphatase 2C family protein
Biological process (GO): protein dephosphorylation
Molecular function (GO): cation binding; protein serine/threonine phosphatase activity
Source: RefSeq, a predicted model, not a curated record
AAAAAAUAUAUAUAAAUAAAUAUAGAAAGCCUCCUUGUUGUGAUGGUUCCCAAAGCUCUAGAUUUGUUUUGUUGAAAUUUCUUCUUUUUUUUUGUUGGUUUUUCUUUUUAUUUUUCUGUCUUAAAUCUCUCUCCAAAUCUACCUUUCAAAUUUUCUUACACCCUUUUCUUCUGUUCUUUGUUUUGUUUUGUCUCAAAACCUUCUAAAAAAAAUCUUCUCCAUUCCCUCCCCACCCUUUUUGUUGUUGUCGUUGUUGUUUUCAUUUGAUUCUUUUGUUUACCCAAUCCUUCAAAAAUAAUGGGUCUUUUGAGUCUUCUUGGACAGGCUUGUAACUGAAAAGAUCAUACGAAAUUCUUCAUUGUUUCAUAAGAUUAAUGUUGUCUGCAUUUAUAUAUGUGUCUUUGAUUUCUGAAACUUCUGUUGCGGGUUGGGAAAUUGAGCAGAAACCGGAUCAAAUACUUAGGGUCAAUAGAGUUCCCAGUGUUGAUUUUAUGAACAAGCUGAUUGCUGGGUCAUUUGGGUGAGAAUAUGUAAGUUAUGGUAUCAGCAUCAUUAAUGCGAAUUGUGUCGCCCUGCUGGAGGCCUUCUGUUGAGGGUGAAAAUUCUAGUAGAGGUGGGGAUGCUAAUGGUAGGGUUGAUGGAUUGUUGUGGUACAAAGAUUCAGGACAACAUGUUACUGGCGAGUUUUCAAUGGCAGUAAUUCAAGCAAACAAUCUUUUGGAAGACCAUAGCCAGCUUGAAUCGGGUCCAAUGAGCUCAGUUGAAUCAGGGCCUCAUGGGACAUUUGUUGGAAUUUAUGAUGGUCAUGGAGGUCCAGAAGCUGCUAAGUUUAUAACUGAACACCUUUUUGGUCAUAUCAAGACUAUUAAUGGUGCAGAGUUUACAUCUGAGAAUCAUGGAAUGUCAGCUGAUGUAAUCAACAAAGCAUUUUUGGCAACCGAAGAGGAUUUUCUUACUCUUGUCAAGAAGCAGUGGCUAAGUAAGCCACAAAUUGCUUCUGUUGGUGCAUGUUGUUUGGUAGGGAUAAUUUGUAGUGGACUGCUAUACAUUGCAAAUGCAGGAGAUUCUCGAGUGGUGUUAGGAAGACUGGAAAAAGCCUUUAAAGAGGUCAAAGCAGUUCAGUUAUCAUCUGAGCACAAUGCAAGUGUGGAAUCUGUGCGGGAGGAGUUGCGAUCAUUGCAUCCUGAUGAUCCACAGAUUGUGGUCCUGAAGCACAAGGUGUGGCGCGUGAAGGGUAUAAUACAGAUUUCAAGAUCCAUUGGUGAUGCUUAUCUAAAGAAGGCAGAAUUCAACAAAGAACCUCUAUUGCCAAAGUUUAGACUUCCAGAACCAUUCCAAAAGCCAAUCUUACAAGCUGAGCCAGCAAUAUUAGUGCAGAAACUCCAUCCUGAAGAUCAGUUUCUAAUAUUUGCAUCAGAUGGUCUAUGGGAGCACCUUAGCAAUCAGGAGGCGGUUAACGUGGUCAACACCUGUCCACGUAAUGGUAUUGCCAGGAGACUUGUCAAAGCUGCACUUCGUGAAGCAGCAAAGAAGAGGGAAAUGAGAUACUCAGAUUUGAAGAAGAUUGACCGCGGGGUGAGGAGACAUUUUCAUGAUGAUAUAACAGUGGUUGUUUUGUUUCUGGAUUCCCAUCUGAUAAGCCGCAGCUACUGGCGUGGACCCAUGGUUUCAAUCCGAGGUGGUGGUGGAUAAAUGGCAACUCCUAGUGCAACUGGGUCCUAGACCUCAAAUCACAUGCUGCGCGUUCUCUCCUUUUGUAUCAAGAAAACUUUUUUCUUUUUCCUUUUAAAGAGAAGAAAUUGAAAAUGAUUUUUUUUCCAAUGUAUAGCACGAAAUCCAGGAACUUGUAUCCCUAAAGCCAUAAGAGAAUUAUCUAUAGAUGGUAGUUAACAGUUAGAGAUUGCCUAAAGAGAAAUUGUCCUUGGAAGUUUGCUCUGGCGACUGACGCAUGAUAGCUGGAAAAUUUAUAAAUUCAUUUGACAUCUAUGGUAUCCAUCCAUUUGCCUUAAGAAUGGUACCAAAUUUGCUAUUAACUGUAAUUACAUGUUUGUUGUGGUUCAGUUCUUGCUUCCUAAUUUCA